Molecule: messenger RNA, 888 nt
Organism: Perca flavescens (yellow perch)
Lineage: Eukaryota; Metazoa; Chordata; Actinopteri; Perciformes; Percidae
Exons: 3
Coding region: 169-888 (239 amino acids)
Molecular function (GO): nucleic acid binding
Source: RefSeq, a predicted model, not a curated record
ACUGCAGUUUGUGGUUUGGACAGACCACAAAAACCUUGCAUAUUUGCAAUCUGCCAGACGUCUGAACUCACGACAAGCCAGGUGGGCCUUGUCUUUUUUGGACGCUUCAAUUUUUCUCUCACCUUUCGACCUGGCUCACGGAACGGCAAGGCAGACGCUCUUUCACGGAUGUUUUCCAUAGCACUGAAAGAUGAGGUUACACCGGAGACUUUUCUGCCACAGAAGCUCGUCAUGGGUGCUGUCACCUGGAGGAUCGAGGAGGAAGUGAUGACAGCCCUUCGGACUCAGCCCAGUCCUGGUAAUGGUCCGCCAGGUCGUCCGUUUGUGCCCGACUCUGUCCAUUCUGCUGUGCUUCAGUGGGCCCACGCCAGCAAGAUGGCUUGUCCCCCCGGUGUGGCUAGGACUAUGGCCUUACUGCGCAGAUGGUUUAGGUGGCCUGCCAUGGGAGACCAGACUCGGAGUUUCGUUGCUGCAUGCCCGGUGUGCGCUCAAAAUAAGGGAACCAAUCGACCCAGCUCUGGACUUGUGCAUCCUCUGCCCAUUCCUCAGCGACCUUGGUCGCAUCUGGCUCUGGAUUUUGUGUCCGGGUUGCCCUUAUCUGAAGGGAACACCGUUGUCCUGACGGUAGUGGACAGAUUCACCAUGACCAGACAUCCAUUCCCUGCCAGAUCGUUGGCGUUACCAUUCUUCACCUGGAUUGUCACUCUCACCUGCCUGGCUGUUGACUUCACUGCAGUACAUUUGGAUCAGCACAAAACCCUGCCACCUUCCAGCCCCACUCCCUGCCGACCAACUGGACCACACCAUUUCCACGUUCUAUUCCAAAUAAAUACCCCCCUUUAUAUCUACUUACCUUGUCCUGGUCUGCGUUUGGGUUUCUGCACUUGA